AUGGCGACUUCAACUUCAGAAUCGUCAACCUUCACUGAAGAGUGGCUGCUAGGCCCUGAAGACACCCACUUCUACACGCGCACGUACACCGCGUCCUCCCCACGCGCAGUGGUACUCUUCAUUCAUGGAUUUGCUGAGUAUGUUGGGCGAUAUGAGUGGGCCCACGGGAUUUACUCGUCUCGCGGAAUCACGGUCUUUGCAUUCGACCAGCGGGGCUUUGGUCGAACGGGAAUGGAUGAAGAGAACAGGAGCCCAGGGAGUACGUACUGCAAGACGACCUUUCGGGAGCAGUUCGCGGACAUCGAUUGGGCUCUGAAGCUUGUUCAUAAGCGAUUUCCGAAGCUGCCGAUAUUCUUGAUGGGUCACUCGAUGGGAGGAGGUUUAUCAUUAGGUUUUCCUACACGCACCUCUCCGCCUCCAACACAAGAGAGCAUAUCACUCCUAUCCGGUGUCGUAGCCACAAGCCCUCUAAUUGUACAGCCCUCCCCUGUGCCACGGCCCGUGCGGUUUGUGGCCGGCAUGGUUGGGAAACUGUUUCCCCUGAUGCUUGUACCUGCGCCUGUGAACUCAGAUGCGCUAACUCACGACAGGAUGGUCAACGAAGCAGCAGAGAAGGAUCCUAUGUGCCCGAAAACAGUGUCCUUGAAGGCGCUUGACGAAGUCCUCGGAGGAUGCGAACAGGUACUUGGGAAGGAUUACACACAUUGGCCAAAGAAUCUCCCUCUACUCCUCGUGCAUGGUACUGCAGACAAGAUGACCUCCUAUGCCGCGUCACAAGAGUUCUUCGCGAAGGUUGACGCGCAAGACAAAGAGUUCAAGGCGUUCGAGGACGGGUAUCACGAACUUGUUCAUGAGCCCGAUAGCGUGAAGGAGAAGUUUGUGGACGAGUGCAUCCCCUGGAUUUUAGCGCACAGUAAGCAGACCUAG
Messenger RNA from Dichomitus squalens LYAD-421 SS1, 927 nucleotides. Its product is annotated as lysophospholipase. Gene Ontology annotation, cellular component: membrane. Gene Ontology annotation, molecular function: lipase activity. The transcript is spliced from 7 exons. The coding region runs from base 1 to 927 and encodes 308 amino acids. Lineage: Eukaryota; Fungi; Basidiomycota; Agaricomycetes; Polyporales; Polyporaceae. The record is from RefSeq and is a predicted model, not a curated record.